Sugiyamaella lignohabitans is the source of this 789-nucleotide messenger RNA. RefSeq names its product Ctk2p (gene CTK2). The coding region runs from base 1 to 789 and encodes 262 amino acids. NCBI's taxonomy places the organism in Eukaryota, Fungi, Ascomycota, Dipodascomycetes, Dipodascales, Trichomonascaceae. The transcript has a single exon. Gene Ontology annotation, molecular function: cyclin-dependent protein serine/threonine kinase activator activity. Gene Ontology annotation, cellular component: nucleus; cyclin/CDK positive transcription elongation factor complex. Gene Ontology annotation, biological process: positive regulation of DNA-templated transcription, elongation; regulation of transcription by RNA polymerase II. The record is from RefSeq and is a predicted model, not a curated record.
AUGCAUUUAUUACAAAGGACAAUGCUAUACAAUCCGGUGAGCAAAUUUCCAAUGCACGAAACAGUGGUUGCUUGUAUUCUUGUAUCCUGUAAAGCUGUUGAUACUCCAAAACGAGUUAGGGAAAUUAUCAGCACGGCACACAAACUAAAAUCCAAUCAACCAGGUUUUGUACCGCUGACACCUAGCCAAGUUGACGAGAUAAAGAUGUCAGUGAUCUCCUUGGAACGACAGAUACUAGAAACAGUUGGGUUUGACUUUAGGAUAAGAAUUCCACACCAAUAUAUUGUCAAGCUAUGCAAAACAUUAGGCGUUUCGGAUAUCAUGGUUGGAAAAAUUUCUUGGGUGGUAGCCACGGAUAGUUUUAUGACUGAUGCUCCUAUGAAAUAUCCAGCUCAUACGAUAGCCCUAUCAUGUAUUAUCCUGUCUGCAAAGCUCAAAGAAUUGAAGUCAAUCUUUCCUAUCGAUUCUGAUAAAUUAUUGUCUCCCAGGCGUGUGGUAAACCAGUGUCUGACUGAUAUUUUGGAUUUUUAUAUCAACUACCUGCAAACGUCACAACUCAGGGCCUUAUCGUCGUCUCCUGAAUUUAAUCUUUCUCUUCUCUCUGUACCAACGUUCAUGAAUAUCCGAAUGGCUAUUAGUCGGGAGCUGUCUAAAAUACGUGCACCUGAGCCCGAUCCAGCAACAUUCAACGGGCUUCAAAUCCGCGACCCGAAAGAAUCAGAUAUUGGAACUGUGAGAUAUGUUCUCAAUUGGGAGUUAGAACAUGUCAAGGGAGAGCUGAUUUCGUGA